This is a messenger RNA of Brassica oleracea var. oleracea, 1273 nucleotides long. RefSeq lists its product as uncharacterized. NCBI's taxonomy places the organism in Eukaryota, Viridiplantae, Streptophyta, Magnoliopsida, Brassicales, Brassicaceae. The record is from RefSeq and is a predicted model, not a curated record. The annotation marks the transcript as partial. The transcript has a single exon.
GUGGCCAGCCUCACUGAUCUGCCUCAGGAUCAUCUUCCCGUCGCCGUCCAAUUGGUCCUCGCAGAUUCCGUUAACCAAGCUCUAACGCCGGACCAGUGGCUCUUGUUGUUCAGGAAUGCAGAUGCUUUUGGGGCUCCGAUUAAUCCGUAUCGGAUCCCACCGGAUGCGGCUGGCUUGUGGCGGGUCGAUAACCCGCGCACAUUUGAUUACAAUGACUGGAUCGUAGGCAGCGAGAACGUAAACUUUACGGGGGACUUUGUGGAGGUCAACAAUCAGGUAGGGCAACUGUAUUUUCACGCCCGCUUAGCAGAGGGAAUCUUCUUUGACCUUCACGAUGGUAACUUCGUCAUGGACGCUGAGUUUGACGGUCCUAUGUUCAGACUCAUGCGACUUACUGUGAGAAAUCACCAGCCGUUCCUUCAGCUUGAGCGUACUAUCACAUUUGCCCACUACUGGUUCGAAAUGGCGUGAGAACUUUGUUAUGAACCCAUCUGUCUUAUCCCCUUUAAUGUUAUUAGCUAAAACGCUGUUUUGUUAUUAUGGUAUGUUAUGUUAUUAGCUAAAACCAUGUUUUGUUAUUAUGCUAACAUGCGUCUUUUCUUAUGAGUAUGAGUAAAACCUCUUUUGCGACUUAUAAAAUUUUAUAUUAUGCCAUCUUAUGUUCGCUGCUAGCUAAAACUAAGUUAUGAAUAUGAACCAUCAUCUAUCUUAUCCCCUUGUUAUCAAGUGUGUUAUUAAGUGUCAACACCUCGUGCCCUCUCACUAUCCCUCUCGCUAUCAUUACAAAAGAAUGGUUACUAGAUUAAUUACUACUACGUUAGGUAAUAACCCGCGCUUUACGCUAUAUGUGAUUAUUUGUUUCGUUAUUUUUAAUAAAAAAACAUUAAAUCUGUUAAAUCUGUUUUUUUUUAGUCUCCUAAAAUAUAGGGCUGAGCAUCAUUACUCCUUAAACUCGUUACUUGACUCGUACCCGUCUUGAAAAUUCAAGUACUCGGUAUUGUCAAGACAAGUAACAAGUCGACAAUUUUCAUUACUUCCAAAAUCAAGUCAAGCAUCAAGUAUUAUUUUUAGUACUUGACUCGUUUCACCCCGUUACUUACUCCAUUACUUGAUAUUUGUUACAUGAUCCAUUAAAUACUUGUUUAUAUUUGACUUUUCUUUUACUUGCAUUUAGAAUUGGACACAAAUACUCAUUAAUCUUCUUACACUUAUUACUUUUUUGUUUCAUAUAUGUCUUGGUUUUUAAAUAUUCGUCAUCUAGUCAAGUAUUAUA